AUGGGGAGGAAUAAGAAUGCAAUCUUGGGUUUUCUCAAAGAUAAAAUGCUCAAGAGAAUACAGAGUUGGGAGGGUCGGUUGUUAUCAAAAGCUGACCGAAAGCAGGGGUGGCGUCUUCUUCUGUAUGAAGACUCUCUCGUGGGACGCAUUUACAGGGCCCGUUACUACCCAAAUGGAAAUUUCCUUACAGCAGAGAUAGGUGAUAACCCAAGCUUUAUUUGGCGGAAUGUGUUUGAGUCCCAACAAUUGGUCCGUGAUGGUGCUAGAAGGAGGAUUGGGUCUGGUAUGUUUACCCUUGUGCUUAAUGUUCCUUGGCUGAUUUCUGAUGUGAAUCCUUGUGUUGUUUCUACCCAUCCUGCUCUGGCGAAUAGCACGGUAUCACAGUUGAUGCAUAUUGAUCGUAAGCAAUGGGAUCUUGAGGUUUUACACGAUUUGUUUGAGGCAAGGGAUAUUGGCUUGAUAAUGCAGUUGGAGUCUGAAUUAUGGAGGGCUCUAUGGAAAGUCAAAGUUCCUCCCAAGGUUCUUCACUUUGUGUGGAAAGCCAUCUCGGGGUGUUUACCAACUCGUUCCCAGUUACGUAAUAAGCAUGUUCCUGUUGACCCCCGCUGUGUGAUCUGCAACUCUGAUGAAGAAACCAUUGUCCAUGUUUUCGUUGGAUGUCAUUUUGCACAAUCUUGUUGGAAUAGGUCUGGUGUGGGGCUGCAGUUUUCUGCAGAAGCUACCUUUGCUGAUUGGUUUAAGGCGUUUUUGGUAGGGGUAGAGUGGCCUUGGUGGAUGAGCUAUUGA
This is a messenger RNA of Cannabis sativa, 786 nucleotides long. RefSeq lists its product as uncharacterized. NCBI's taxonomy places the organism in Eukaryota, Viridiplantae, Streptophyta, Magnoliopsida, Rosales, Cannabaceae. The record is from RefSeq and is a predicted model, not a curated record. Bases 1 to 786 code for a protein of 261 amino acids. The transcript has 3 exons.